UGUAAUCUUCGCGUGAUAUGAAAGAUUAGUUGUGGCAGUAAAUCAUCACAGACUUUUGGAGUUGGCGUGCACGAUGGAGCGGGUGAUGUGUUUGACAACAUUCUGGUUCAAUGGACGCCGAAUGGUGUGGUUGGUGGUGUUAUAUCACUGUGUGGUCUCUUACAAAGGAAAAGGAAUUGUUGAUGUGCACUAUGAACGGAAACCAUUCAAGGAACUCAUGGGGACACCGAUAACGCUCACCUGCAAGACGAUGUAUGUAUACAAGUUGUGCCGUCACAUGGAGGUCGGCUGGCACCAAAACCAAAGUGUUGGGCUCACAGAUCCGAGCAGGUACCUUACCACGGUGAAUGAGACCAUCUCAGAGGACAGUCGACUUCGGCAGGUCACGACCAAGAUUCUCAGUCUCAUCAGCGAGGACAAUGGGGAUUUUCAGUGCAUCGCGAAAUGUGGGAACGGAGAGCAGGCAAGAGGGCAUUUCAUCGAAGUCGUUGUAAAAGGUCAAGAAUGAAAGAGCCUAUCUCCAACUCCAUGGCUGUUUGAAUUUUGCUCAGGCAGCAAUGCAUUUUUGGGAAUUUCUGUCUAUCAAUUUUUCUUAUGUUUCAGACAAGGUUUUUCAAACCAAAUAUAUACUCUGUCUUGAUGCAGUAUGAAUGUCAUUUGUUAGAAUAAUUUUCUCACAAGAUCUAAGAACAAGUCUUGUUGGUUUUACUGUUUUACUGUUUCCUCUAAACUCUCGCUUUUUGGUUGAACCCGAGCUGUGGUUGAAGAUAGUUGGGGCCCAUAUCAGGAAACAAUGUAUUUCGCAACUUAACCGGAUGUUAAAGCUAAUUUGCAUAACAAGAACACUGUUCACAGUAACAUCUAAGUUGUAAUCACUAAUGAUGCUUUGGAUGCUUUCACCCCAAGUGAAUUUUUAUUUGCAGCCGCAUGUCAGGUGCUGUGCAGGUAAGAUUUGAGAGUUGUAAAGAGAACUUCUCUCAUGCCAUCAAAUCUUACAGCACUUUUAAUGUAGGGUCUUUGCUCAAGGGUGCAUACAGGAGGGCUGCUGCAGACAUCAGGGUUUGACCCAUAACCUUUAAGUGGGGUCGUGGAAACUGUCACUGUCAUUCUGUUACAUCUGCUGUUGUGGUCAAUCCGCACUCCCCUGUUGUUUUCUGUUUCCUCUGUAGCAUGCAUAUCUUUAACCGGAAACCAUCUGUGUGUGUGUGUGUGUGUGUGUGUGUGUGUGUGUGUGUGUGUGUGUGUGUGUGUGUGUGUGUGUGUGUGUGUGUGUGUGUGUGUGUGUGUGUGUGUGUGUGUGUGUGUGUGUGUGUGUGUGUGUGUGUGUGUGUGUUAGUGUAAACUUUGGGCAGUGUUAAUAAUUCCAGGCCUGAAACAUGAUGAAACCUAAUAUAUAUAUA
Messenger RNA from Gadus macrocephalus (Pacific cod), 1400 nucleotides. RefSeq lists its product as uncharacterized. The transcript has 3 exons. The record is from RefSeq and is a predicted model, not a curated record. NCBI's taxonomy places the organism in Eukaryota, Metazoa, Chordata, Actinopteri, Gadiformes, Gadidae. The coding region runs from base 74 to 508 and encodes 144 amino acids.